AAAUAUAUAACCCCUCACUGCCCACAUUCUUUUGAGUCUUUCUCUCCCCAUUCACAUUCUCUCUUCCAAGAAAUGAAUCAGUAGCUAGCAACCAGAAACUCCUAUAUUUAUAUCCCCCAACUCCACAUGGACUAAACUCUAAAAAUCCCAUUUAUUUCUGCCUAGAAAUCAUACAUUCAUUCUGUCAGAAAAUAACAUAAACAGGAGCCAAAUCACAAAAAAAGAGCUUCAUUUUCUUCAAAAAGUAUAGGAAAUGCCAAGAAAGUGAAGCGUUUGGUAUGUUGAUGGAUUGGCAAUUCGCAAACUCUAGCAACACAUGGCGUAGAUGUUUGGAUCACAGAAGCAGACAACAACAACAUGAAUGUAGAGGAGGAAGAAGCUACAAAAUAAUUUGGACAUUGGUCUUGUUCGUAUUCUUGGUGUGCGUGUGCCCCGUUCGAUCACAGAACUUCAACGACACCGAUCACGACUUCCGACCAAAGAAGAUGAAGCUCCUCAGAGCCCAUCUCGGCAGGAUUAACAAGCCCGCCGUUAAGACCAUUCAGAGCCCCGAUGGUGAUAUCAUUGACUGCGUGCUAUCGCACAAGCAGCCAGCCUUCGAUCACCCCAAAUUAAAAGGACAGAAGCCGUUGGAUCCACCGGAGAGGCCGAAAGGGCCGAAAUCAAGAGGUAUGUAUGAAGAAAACUUCCAGAUGUGGAGCAUGUCUAAUGAGUUUUGCCCACAAGGAACGAUUCCCAUUAGAAGAACUAGAGUCAAAGAUAUAGUGAGAGCCACCAAUAUUCAAACAUUUGGGAAGAAAAUUCGCCCCGUUGUCAGAGAUACCUCCAGCAACGGCCAUGAGCAUGCGGUUGGAUAUGUGAGUGGAGAUGAAUAUUAUGGAGCAAAAGCAAGUAUAAAUGUUUGGGCUCCUGUGGUUGCAAAUCAAUAUGAAUUCAGCUUAUCACAAAUGUGGGUUAUAGCAGGUUCCUUUGGGGAUGAUCUCAACACCAUUGAAGCUGGCUGGCAGGUUAGCCCAGAGCUUUAUGGGGAUAACUAUCCAAGGUUCUUCACAUACUGGACUAGCGAUGCUUACCAAGCAACAGGGUGUUACAAUUUGCUCUGCUCAGGAUUUGUUCAGACCAACAACAAAAUAGCCAUUGGUGCAGCAAUUUCACCAACUUCAUCGUAUAAUGGUGGUCAAUUUGACAUUAGCUUGUUAGUAUGGAAGGAUCCGAAACACGGAAAUUGGUGGUUGGAGUUUGGGAACGGCGUUUUAGUGGGCUAUUGGCCGUCGUUUUUAUUCACACAUCUAAGGGAUCACGCGAGCAUGGUUCAAUUUGGGGGAGAAAUUGUGAAUAGUGAAAGUUCAAGUUCACACACAUCAACACAAAUGGGGAGUGGACAUUUUGCAGGUGAAGGAUUCGGAAAAGCAUCUUAUUUUCGAAAUCUUCAAAUUGUUGAUUGGGAUAAUAAUUUGAUACCAUUAUCAAAUCUCCGAGUUUUGGCGGAUCAUCCGAAUUGUUAUGAUAUACAAGGGGGAAUCAAUAAGGUUUGGGGGAAUUAUUUUUAUUACGGAGGCCCAGGAAAAAAUGCCAAGUGUCCUUGAAAAAGAAUUCAGUUUUUAUGUAUUCUUUCUUUUCUUUUUUAAUUAUAUCCUAUUUUGGGGUGAAUUUAGGUUAUCUCCUCUCAAGAUGGUCCUUCAACUUGGGUUAUUCUUUCGAUUCAGGUGAUCCAGUAAUUAUACUUAGGGGCUUGUAAAUGGUAACUGGAAAUAUUAAAUUAAUAUACUGUCAUUUUGCUCU
Molecule: messenger RNA, 1782 nt
Organism: Salvia miltiorrhiza (redroot sage)
Lineage: Eukaryota; Viridiplantae; Streptophyta; Magnoliopsida; Lamiales; Lamiaceae
Exons: 7
Coding region: 279-1586 (435 amino acids)
Source: RefSeq, a predicted model, not a curated record